UGACAGAGGCAAACAAAAUGGCGGUGCCGAAGGGGAGACUGUGGCUCAGGGCCCAACUGGGGAUCUCGCCGCUGCUGCUGCUGGCCAUGGCUCUGGCCGGAGGCUCGGGAACCGCUUCAGCUGAAGCCUUUGACUCGGUCUUGGGUGAUACGGCGUCUUGUCACCGGGCCUGUCAGUUGACGUAUCCCUUGCACACCUACCCCAAGGAAGAGGAGUUGUACGCAUGUCAGAGAGGUUGCAGGCUGUUUUCAAUUUGUCAGUUUGUGGAUGAUGGAAUUGAUUUAAAUCGGACCAAACUGGAAUGUGAAUCUGCAUGUACAGAAGCAUAUUCCCAAUCUGAUGAGCAAUAUGCUUGCCAUCUUGGUUGCCAGAAUCAGCUGCCAUACGCAGAACUGAGACAAGAACAACUCAUGUCCCUGAUGCCAAAAAUGCAUCCACUGUUCCCUCUAACUCUGGUAAGAUCAUUCUGGAGUGAUAUGGUGGACUCUGCACAGAGCUUCAUAACCUCUUCGUGGACUUUUUAUCUUCAAGCUGAUGAUGGAAAAAUAGUUAUAUUCCAGUCUAAACCAGAAAUCCAGUAUGCACCACAGUUGGAGCAGGAGCCUACAAAUUUGAAAGAAUCGUCACUAAGCAAAAUGUCCUCAGAUCUGCAAAUGAGAAGUUCACAAGCACAUAGGAACUAUCUUGAAGAUGGAGAAAGUGAUGGCUUUUUAAGAUGCCUGUCUCUUAACUCUGGGUGGAUUUUAACCAUGACUCUUGUCCUCUCUGUGAUGGUGUUGCUCUGGAUUUGUUGUGCAACUGUUGCUACAGCUGUGGAGCAGUAUGUGCCCUCUGAGAAGCUGAGUAUCUAUGGUGACUUGGAAUUUAUGAAUGAACAAAAGUUAAACAGAUAUCCAGCUUCUUCUCUUGUGGUUGUUAGAUCUAAAGCUGAAGAUCAUGAAGAAGCAGGGCCUCUACCUGCAAAAGUGAAUCUUGCUCAUUCAGAAAUUUAAGCUUUUUUUUUUUUUUUAAGAAAAGUGGAAUAGACAUCUAAGUUUCCAUUCCUCAUAGAGCUUUUUAAAAUGGUUUCAUUGGAUAUAGGGCUUAAAAAUCACUAUUAAAUGCAAAUAAAGUUACCCAAAUCUGUGAA
Dama dama (fallow deer) is the source of this 1129-nucleotide messenger RNA. RefSeq names its product transmembrane protein 59-like. The transcript has a single exon. NCBI's taxonomy places the organism in Eukaryota, Metazoa, Chordata, Mammalia, Artiodactyla, Cervidae. The record is from RefSeq and is a predicted model, not a curated record. Gene Ontology annotation, cellular component: late endosome; lysosome. The coding region runs from base 18 to 992 and encodes 324 amino acids. Gene Ontology annotation, biological process: positive regulation of autophagy.